Molecule: messenger RNA, 6135 nt
Organism: Grosmannia clavigera kw1407
Lineage: Eukaryota; Fungi; Ascomycota; Sordariomycetes; Ophiostomatales; Ophiostomataceae
Exons: 2
Coding region: 1-6135 (2044 amino acids)
Source: RefSeq, a predicted model, not a curated record
AUGCGAUUGGUGGGGCCGUGCUUGUGCCAGCAGAGCAGCACUGCCCUGCCUGCUGGCAAACUUGGGCAGGUCUGGGGGACCGGAGGCCUGACGGCCUGGAGGCCUAGAGGCCUGGAGGCCUGGGGGCCAGGAAAGACCUGGCAGGCCUGGCAGGCCUCGACGGGCCCGCUUCCCCUACUCCGUAGCCGCCAGGCCCUAAAAACGGCGCCGAAACUAGUGCACAACGACUCUCCGCCGCCGGCCGUGAUUGACGUCUACAGGCCGCCGACACCACCGCUCCAGCUCCCACCCAACAAUGACGGACAAUCGCGACUGUACCGUGUCCUACAUAGCAUCGAAAGCACCACAAGUGCCGGCAGCGCCGACGGCAUGGAUCGUGGCACGUCUCUGCAGGCCCGUCACAUUGACGGUACUGCUCGACGGCCAUCCGCCCCUCCGCUUGCCGUGCCUCAAACCCUGACUGGGUUUAUAAUUCAUGCCAAGACCAGUGCCGCUGUACCCACGACUGCUCCUAUCACUGCUACGGCCACAACGACAACGACGACAACCACUACUACCACGGCCACGGCGAGCACCACUUCCUUGUCGCCAGGUGCUCCUCUCGGCACUGAAAGUAAUGAUCUGCCGCCCUUCGCUCCAUCUGCUUCCGGACCACAUCUGCCAAUCUCGGAGCAGCCGCCCGUCUCCGAGCCUCAGUCGCUGGAGCCGCCAUCCUCGUCUCGCGAGGCCAUGGAGCAGACAUACUCGGAACCCACUCGCGGUGCAAGAUUGUUGGCUAGCUCUGCUGAAAUACCCUCUGUGACUUAUUCGUUUCCCUCAGCACCGCUGUUGCAGGAUCCUUCGCUGUAUGUCACUGGGCAUCGAGAAGCCGAAUCGGAGGGCACGUCACUAGACGAACUGGCCCAUCUAGUGCGUCUGGCUAAGUACCAGGAGCGCAAACGUGCCCAGACGCGUCUGCGGCUCCAGCUGACCCUGAUAUCAACCGCUCUAUCUGCCCGAUUGGUGCGCUGUGGCGAGAUGGCCCAACGCAACCUGGCUGAGUGCUUUCAAGCUGAUGACAGGAGCGGGUUUGCUAACCUGUAUAACGCUCUGCAUAAUGUGCGCAAGAGCUGCGAUGAGCUGCGCAAAUACGCUCUUUUAGAGCCAGAAAUUGACUCGUUCCGCUCGUCUGCAUCAAUCGGAGGUGCAGGUCCCACUGGAGACUCUUUCGGUCCUGGCCGCUCUGGCCCCGGCUCUGCAUCCAUGUCGCAUUUUCUCAAUGAUAUUCCAGCCGAUGCCAGCGAUACGUUUAUUAGCUUUCUUACCACGAUCAGGAAUAACCCGGACUAUUUGGCCACUCGGCUGUGCACCUUGACGGCAUCCGAGCUGGCUGCAUUGGCCAGAUUUUAUCAGGGAACGGAGCCUGUGGAUUCUGUUCUGCCAUUUCACCAUCGACAUUCUUCUCUCCGCGGCGGUGCAUCUGGCAAGCCCCAGGCUCAUAGAUAUGCUGCUACUAACACAAGUGCACGGGACCCCGACUAUGUGCAGAAGCUGCUCUCCUUCCAGAGACACGAUCCCCUAUCUGCCCUCCUUCACACCUGCUUUGCAAAUUCCGCUGGCCCUGACAGCACCGAGGACAAGCGCCGGACGAGCACAUGGGCAUCUGCCUGUGCACGCCUGAUCUCCGAAAAGGGUGCGGCCGGAGAACCAGUUCUGACAGCGGUCAUGAAUGCCUGGUCCUCAAUGCGUGGAUGGGCCGGCCGGUCUAAUAUGGAAUGGUUUCUGAUGAAAAUACUACAAGACGGGGCCUUUCUUCUCGACCGCGCAGAAGACCAGAAUGGAACACGCUUCAAUCUGUACGAGUGGACGUCGAAGGAUCACAUUGCUGCGGAGGAGUUUUACGACCGGGCUAUAAAUGACCUCUUCGAUGUUAUAGAUGACGAGGAUGCCACGGGUGUCCCUGAGGGGCUGAUUGAGCUCGGAAACCAAAUCCUUGGUAAACUUGAUCCUCAGCUUGCUGACAGCACUCGCAACUGGUUUGUCUGCAAAUGGCUGUUUGGUGUCUGGCUUCUCGGCGUCAUCGUUCACCCAGAAACACAUGGCCUCAUGAAUGAAUACCAUAUUACCGAGUAUGGACGGCAGAAGAUUCUGAAGGAGGUGGCGCUUCGCGCACAGAGUCUUCUUAUCGAAAGGACCACGUCCAUUGGCAACUCCAAAGCCGUCAACCUGGCCUCGACACACCCGACUAUCAGAAUUCACAUUGAGAAUAUCAUGAACAAGUUCCAUGGUCUCAAUACGCGCAGUCCUCCAACCAGGCUUCUUCCCGCUCGGUCCAUUACGUCCCUGCGAGAGACAGCCGAGGUUCAUCCGUAUCUCGUUUUGAGCCCGGCCGAUCUCGUCACUCUCGUCAAUGCCCUCUUCCCAGAUCGCAGGCCCCGAUCGGGCCAAUCCAGCAGCAACCGGUCCGGACCUGGCUCCGUUUCCGGAUUUUCGUGCAUGUCUCAGCCUGUUGUCACGAACUUGCAGAGGACGGGUACGGACAACUAUACUUCUCUUAGCGCCAGCGUCUCGUCCACGACCAGCGAUGCUACUACGUCCGUGGAACCGCUUCUCGACGACCAGCGCCCCGGCAUCUCGGCCUCCCGUCUGUCACCGCCGUCGUCUGUACUCUCUGGGCAAGAUCGACGGCCUUUGAAUAGCUAUGAAGAUGACGGCUACCGGUUACAUCUAGCUGUGAAUGAAAUGGUGCACACCCUUGGCCGUGAUGUCGUCGCCGGCUUUUGCCACCCCUGUGCUGAGCGCUGGGCGGUCAUAUUCAUCUCAGCCGAUGGCAACCGGCUGUCACUGCAGACGACUUUUGACGGUGACGAUGACCCUGAGGAGGAUGCUGCCUCUUCUUCAAUAGAGACAGACGAGGACACAGAUGAUGCGGAGUCCGACCUGGAGAUAGCUGAGCUUGACAAGGACUACCAUCAGUUGCGCGACUCCAUACUGAAGCUAGUAGAGGACUACGAAAUCCCGCCUGGACUGGAGCUCGAAGGAAGCCAUGGAUCUACAUACAGCAACCGGGCCAACCGCCGGAAAAAGUACCGUUUGAAGAAUAGCCAGGUGAUUUUCCCCGGAAGUGCGCCAAGAUUGCAAAGCCGUAACCCAUACUGGCGGCAAGCUGCACCACCGCAACCUCUACACAACGGUCCGCAGUCUGCGCAUAAUGAGAAUAGUGGCAAACCCUCCAAAUCAGCAUCGUCUGAUGACAUGGAGACGAGGCAGUCUGUUCUGAUUGCAAUGCUCACUGCUGCGUCGUCACAGUCUCGGGCCCAGUCUGACUUCCUGUCUGCGCAUCUAUAUUGGAGAACGAUUCAGCAACUGAAUUCCUUGACGGUGGAAUCCCUGCGGCGCAAUGGCUUUGCUGCGCUAUUGAACAUCUUCUCGCGAGGGCCACGCGACACCAUUCGUAAAUCCGAUGCGGCCGUGGAGGAGUACGACGCCUGGCUCAUAUGGCUGAGACAGUCACAGGAGCGGGUUGAAGGGCUGAUCGAGACGAUGAUGAGACGUCUCCGGGCUCUGCGAGACAAGAUGUGGUAUGUCACCGAUGUGCGCAAUUCGGGGCCUUACGAGUUUAGCCGCAAUAUUGCCGUGGCUUUGAAGACGAUGGGCACGAGCCGAAAAUGGGAUGCAUACAGACGGGUGCGACAGAGCCUGCCGCGGGGUCCAGCUGCUUCAUACCUGUACCGUACCGAAAGCGAAAUUGUGGAGCUUCUGGCUGCUGUGGAGGAGGAAGGGGGGCCGAACAAGCUCUCGGACGACCAGGCAGAGAAGACGAUUCGGUGGCUCGACCAGUUCGGCAUUGAGAAUUUUUGUCGGGGCGAGGAGCGUAUCCAUCGGUUCUGUUGCGAAAUCGGGAGCUGUGUGGACAAGCUGAUUGGUGGCAGUCUCAUGGAUGCUCCUGUGCUAUGGGCGAGCGACCUCUACACUCGAGACCGACAGUAUCUGGAGCGGAACAACCGGACACAACGCGACUGCGACGGCAACAGUAGCCUUGUCUGGGACGAUGGGUCUAGUGUGAUGAGCUUCGGCGAACUUGACAGCCGGCGUCACAGCCUAUCUAGCCGAUCCAGCUCGGCCGUGCGAGGCGAUCCGAGGGCCAGACCGAGCCAACGCAAUCCCAGUCUACAGUCUUACGACUCUGGUCAGUACGGCUUUUCAAGGGCCAGCACAUCGCUAUCAGACAUCCUGGACACCGAAGUGCAGUUCUCCGGACGCUCCAUGUCGCCAGUGUCUGCUAUUGACACCGCGACGACGUAUUGGUCUCCUUUCCAAGCGUCCAUCUCGCCGAGCGUGGCAACCUCUCGCACACAGUCUCCAACCACAAGUGUCAGCAAUCUUUCAUCUUCGUUCUCUCAACUGAACAGGCGGCCAUACAACUUUGACCAGGGAAACCUGCAUAGCCGCUCUUCCCAUCAUUCUGCCGGCCGUCCUGGCUCAUCGGUAUCUUCGGUCGAUACGGUCUUGCAACGACGCAUCUCGGAUGACAAGGCACUCUUUUUGGAUGAGCUUCGCCAGACACUGACCAGUCUCCUUCUCUCCGACUUGGGAACUUUGGUCUUUUCUCGGGGCUCCGAGACUGACGCUUGGUUCGAGAACCUUGGACAGGAAUGCAUCAACCGACGCGAAACGAUGGCAAAGAGACAGCGCCAGGAAAAGGACUCGGAACAGAAGCCCAAGUCGACACGAUACUCGCCAAAGCAAGUCGUAAUUGACACAUCUGGAAUGGCUGCCCCCUUAACUAACUCGGGAUCCCUGGCUGGAAGCGACGGCAGCAGAAGCACAAGCAGCAACCACAGCAGCUACAGUCCAUCAACCGAUGAUAUGCGCGGACGGCCAGCAGAGACACUGGGAACAGGCCAAGAAACAGAGAGCUUACAGACAAAAAACAGCCUGGCCAACUCGGCUUCUCGCACCAGAAGAGAAAUGAAGGACUUUCCGUACACAAAGUCCUACCAUCGUCUCUUGCGAUUGUUCUGCGUACAUCCAAACCCUUAUGCCAAACUGAGCGCCCUGCUGGAGCUCGAGAAUCUUAUUGUGGCUUCUCUGUCGUCCCGCAGCACCCGGCGACGGCUGGCCCUUCUUACGCGAUCAGGCUUACGACCCGUGAUAAGCAGCAACAGCUCGCCAGCAGGGACGCAACCGGGAGAGGAUCCUGCCGUGACGCCUCCGAUAUCCCGUGCAAAGCCGCUGGAGGACACGAUAGACAACGUGAAGGGGAGGCGUUCCAGUACGUUCAGCCCGUCUCUCUUCUCGGCUUCGCCCAUGUCUCCCCGCCGUGGAGGACCAUAUGGAGGUGCGGUCGAGUCGCGACCGGGGAUAGCUGCGAGCGGUUCAGCCAACAAAGACGCCAUUCUGACGAUUCUCGUGUCGCUUUUCCGAGAAGCGUCCAUGCGGCCGAAGACGCUAUUUCGGGACCUCCAGUUCAUCGCCUCGUUCGUCCCUCCCGACGUGUUGGAUCAGACAGAGUCUGGAAAGGCCUUUUGGAAUGCCGGUCUGGCAGCCCUGCUGCUGAAGAAAGAAGUAUGCAGCACCAUGGUCGAGGUGGCCGACGAGAUUGUUGGCGUCUAUACGAAGACGCGCAAGGGUUCUGCUUCUGCCUCGGGAGGGUCUGCCGACUCUUCCAAGGACGGCUCUUCGACAAGCUCGCAUGCGCGCAGUCCCACCAUCUAUUCCCUCGCAGAUGCCGCCCGGAUGUGGACGAUCACGGCAAAAGAGGGCGACCCGACGUCGCAGCGGGAACUAGCCAUUUUCUAUCUGUCCAACCCGGAGCUGGUCGAGCGGACGACUCUGCCCCUGUCCAAGCCACAUGAAGUGUUUAAGAAGGCUGUGAUGGAAAAAUAUGGCGGCUCGGGCGGAGGCAGUCGGUAUCAUCAACACCAGGCAAGCGGCAUCUCGACCCGAGGCACGUCUUCGUCUGCCAGUGGCGGCAAUCAUGGAGCCUCUGGUGGAAGUGGGUCAAGCGGCAUCGCUGCGGGUGUGUCUGACGUGCGCAACGACCCUGCUCUAAUGUGUGUUGCCAUCCACUGGAUGGAAGCCGCCGAGCAGGGUGGCGAUGAGCUCGCUCGUACAUUCCUCAAUCAAAGCAACGAGAUGAUGAAAACAUCUUGA